Messenger RNA from Paramecium sonneborni, 713 nucleotides. The record is from the annotation of a GenBank genome assembly. Lineage: Eukaryota; Ciliophora; Oligohymenophorea; Peniculida; Parameciidae.
AUUAUUUUUAUAAAAUGGCAGAACCUUUGACAAUAAAAUUAUUAGUAGUAGGAGAUGGGUCUGUUGGAAAAACCUGCAUAUUAUUAAGGUAAAUUAAUUAAAACAGAUGAAUUGUAUAGUUAUACAACAGAUAAAUUUCCAACAGAUUAUGUACCAACUGUUUUUGAUAAUUAUUAAUCAAAAGUUCAGAUUGAUGGACAAGAUGUUAAUUUAAGUUUAUGGUAUAAUUAUGAUUAAAAUUAGGGAUACUGCUGGAUAAGAAGGAUAUAAUUAAGUUCGAUAAUUAAGCUAUGAUGGAACCGAUGUUUUUUUAAUUGUUUAUUCAGUGACUGAAAAUACAACUUUUUAAAAUGCUCUAGAUAAAGUAAAACUAUGAGAUUUUAAUUUAAGUGGUAUCCUGAAUUGAAUAAAGAUAAAUUUGCUUCAGUUCCUAAGUUAAUAGUAGGUAAUAAAAUAGAUAUGAGAGACGAAGCCAAUUCUAGACAUAUUAAAAAAUCAGCUGUAAAUAAAUAAUUAAAAUAAAGGCUGAAUAAUUAGUUAAGAAUAUAAAUGCUUAAUUAUUUGAAGUCUCAGCAUUAACAUAAGAAGGAUUAAAACCUUUAUUUGAUACAGCAAUUAGAAUUGCUUAUAAUAAAAAGUAGAAAGAAAUCAUGGAUUCUAAAAAAUCACAAUAGCCAGCAUAAACCAAUUCUUGUUGCUAGCUGAUAUGAAUA